This is a messenger RNA of Ambispora gerdemannii, 1023 nucleotides long. Lineage: Eukaryota; Fungi; Glomeromycota; Glomeromycetes; Archaeosporales; Ambisporaceae. The record is from the annotation of a GenBank genome assembly.
AUGUCUGCUGAAACGACUCCUUUGUUGUUUGAAGUGAAUCGAAUUAUCGAUUCCAUUAGACCAGUGCUAAAUGAAUUUUCAAACGGGAGCGCAAAUCGAUUAAGUUUCACUUUAUCCCAUUUUGGUAAGAAACCCUAUGUCAUAGGUCAUCGUGGCGCAAGUGACACUUAUCCCGAGAAUACGAUUCUUGCAUUUGAAAAAGCGAUUGAUGACGGUGCAGAUGCUAUCGAAUUUGAUAUUCGAAAAACACUGGAUGAUAAAGUUGUUGUCUUGCAUGAUUCACGUCUUGAAAGAACAACUACAGGGAUUGGAAAAAUUGCUAAGGCCAAUUAUCACAGCGAUUUAGAACACGUCACUACAAAGCGAGCACCGCAUUGUCGUCUUCCACUUUUCGAUGAUGUGGUUGAUAUGUUGUUAAAAGAACAACAUAGACAAGUGUGGGGUGUAAUCGAUAUCAAACCGGGUAACCCGCUAAAUAUUUUCGAAUUACUUGCUGAAAUUCUACGUACACGGAAUUCCGAUCUUGGGGUAUUCUCAAAGCGUAUUAUGCUCGGCAUCUGGCAUCCAAAAUUUUUGCCAUAUGCACGAAAGGCUUUACCGGACAUUCCGAUCGUGAAUAUCAGCGAAUCACUUACAAUCUCGCGCGAAUUUUUCAGCGAUGUCGAUGGAUACAGUAUGUCGGCAUGCACUCUCGCCGGCAAAGACGGACAAAGUUUCUUGAAAGAUGUACAUGACGCUGGGAAACCGGUGUUCGUGUGGACUAUUAAUGCUAAAUCAUACGCGAAAGACUGUUACGAUUGGGGUGUUGAUGCUAUCAUAACCGAUAAACCGAAAUAUUUUAUCGAAUAUUUUCAGGGUAAUGAAUUGAUGUCUACAAACAAUUAUUGGUGGUUCUCGUCCUUCUUUCGUUUCCUUCGGAUUUUAUAUUAUAAGUUAGAUUCGCGUAUUACGGAUUAUAAGACACGCAGGUGGCUUCUUAAAUAUGGACCUUUGGAAAAGACAGAAAAUAAAAUAGACGGAUAA